AUGAGACCUAUUUUAUUACAAGGACAUACUCGAUCUCUUACUCAGAUUAAGUAUAACAAGGAGGGUGAUCUUCUUUUCUCGGUCUCGAAGGAUCACGUUGUGAACGCUUGGUAUUCACACAAUGGAGAACGUCUAGGAACUUAUAACGGUCACAUUGGUGCUAUUUGGUCUGUGGAUGUAAAUUCAACGACCACUCUUUUAAUUACUGGCUCCGCUGAUAAUACAGCAAAACUUUGGAACGUUCAAAAUGGCAAAUGUUUGCACACUUGGGAAUUUAAGACUGCGGUAAAGCGUGUCGAAUUUUCGGAUGAUGACACCAUGGCACUUGCUAUAACUGAACAGCGCAUGGGUUAUCCGGGGUCGAUAGUCAUUCUAAAGAUCAACCCAGAUGUUGAAGCAGAACAAUAUAGUACAUAUAUUAAUGUCAUACACCCCAAAGGUUCAAAAGCGAUGGUGGCGGGCUGGGGUUAUCUCAAUAAGUAUAUAGUAGUCGGACACGAAGAUGGCAGUGUUUCUUUGUAUGAUUGGAAGGCCUCUGAUCAAAUUAAAUCGAUUCAUCCUCACACUGCUGAGAUCACUGAUCUUCAGUUUUCUGAGGAUCGUACAUAUUUUGUCACUUCUUCAAAGGAUAAAUCAGCACAGAUUUUUGAAUCUAAUACUUUAAUUCCUCUAAAGAAGUAUGUGACUGAUGCUCCACUUAAUUCUGCCGCAAUUACACCAAUUCAGGAAUUUGUCAUUUUGGGUGGUGGUCAAGAUGCUAUGCAGGUUACGAUGACUACGUCGCGACAAGGUAAAUUUGAGUGUCGAUUUUGGCAUAAGAUUUUGGAGGAAGAAGUUGGUCGAGUGAAAGGUCAUUUCGGGCCUAUCAAUACUAUUGCUGUUCAUCCUGACGGCAGAAGUUUUUCAUCGGGAGGGGAAGAUGGCUACGUUCGGGUUCAUCAUUUCGACGAAGAUUACUUUAAAUUCAAAUAUCCUGAACUACUUUAA
This is a messenger RNA of Acaulospora colombiana, 987 nucleotides long. Lineage: Eukaryota; Fungi; Glomeromycota; Glomeromycetes; Diversisporales; Acaulosporaceae. The record is from the annotation of a GenBank genome assembly.